Messenger RNA from Leishmania braziliensis MHOM/BR/75/M2904, 279 nucleotides. RefSeq lists its product as hypothetical. The record is from RefSeq and is a predicted model, not a curated record. NCBI's taxonomy places the organism in Eukaryota, Euglenozoa, Kinetoplastea, Trypanosomatida, Trypanosomatidae. The transcript has a single exon. The coding region runs from base 1 to 279 and encodes 92 amino acids.
AUGGAGCUGCGGGAAGUCGACCGCCUUCUCGAGGAGCUGACUGCGCUACUUGCUUCGCAAGAGAGUGCUGACGACGAUAGUGCUGUUGAACCCGCAAUUCUCAAUGCUGUCGCAGACUACAUCGAAGGGGUCGACCCCGCCGGCGCUGGCCUCGGUCACCUCAGACAAGCACUCGAAGUCGCUGCCGGUGCGGAUGGCGACUCGGCGAAGCAGCGGAUGAAGGCAGCAGGCUGCCGUCGCGCAAUUGGACUGCUGAGCGAUGCCCUCGCGGAGGCGUGA